ACUCAACAGGAUUAUGGACUCUAGGGGAAAGGAUUGUAGAGGAAAGUCAAAAUGGAGACGUGAAGACUGAAGAGGGAAAACCGUUAAAAACGGGAGAAAAUAUUGAAUUUGCUUCUAAGUCGGAACUAUAUAUGCGGGCGUGUAGCGAGAGAGAGAGAGAGAGAGAGAGAGAGAGAGGAGGGAGAGGAGUUGGAGGUUGGUGAAUUUCAACAAUGAUAGAAUGGCUAAAACAACUACGAAAAUCAUUUGGGUUUUCAUUCCUCUGGCUUAUCUGCUUGAUUUACUUCACCCAGGGUUUCAGAACUUUUGUAUGGACAGCAGUUUCCUACCAGCUAAAAGACAGGCUUAAGUUGUCACCCUCAGCCUCUCAAUUUGUGUAUUCAAUAGCAAUCUUCCCAUGGAGCAUAAAACCAUUAUAUGGAAUUUUGUCCGACUGUAUUCCAAUUGGAGGAAGAAAAAGGAUUCCAUACUUGGUGGUUGCAUCCAUAUUCUCUCUUUUUCCAUGGCUCGUUUUAGGCCUAAAUGCACCCCUAAUGGAUUCCAAAGUGCACCUCAUGAUCUCCUUAACAGUGCAGAACCUUGGCUCAGCCAUGGCAGAUGUUGUGGUUGAUGCAAUGAUUGCAGAGGCAGUAAGAUUUGAAAGGGCUGCAUUUACUGGAGACCUCCAGUCACUAUCUUGGUUGGCAAUGGCUAUUGGAGGAAUAUGUGGGAGUUUGUUGGGAGGAUAUGCAUUAACUAACAUAGAAAUAGGUCAAAUAUUUCUUUUAUUCUCUUUACUUCCAUCCAUACAGCUAUUAUCAUGUGGUUUGGUCAAGGAGAAUCCUUUAGGCAGUAAAUUUUUGCCCGAGCUUUCUAAUUCAGGAAGCUCCCAGAUAGUGAAUGGAGACAAUAAUGUUCUUGAUGAAGAUUCUUCCAAUUCUGAAAGGUCCAGAAUUAGUACUUCGAGGAGAAAGAAGAGACGAACAAACAAAAAGAAGAGAGCGGUCAUUAAAAGUAAAUCCCAGAUCUCAGAAAAAGAUGGAUCAUUGGCGUUACAGUGGUUCCACACUCUGAAAAUGGCCGCUUGUAGUUUGUACUCUGCUUUUAGACAGCCAAUCAUUUUGAGACCAAUGGCGUGGUUUUUCCUAGCACAUGUUUCUGUUCCAAACCUUUCAACUGUCAUGUUCUAUUACCAGACAGAGUUCUUGAACUUGGAAGCAUCAUUUCUGGGGACUGUACGUGUUGUUGGGUGGUUAGGCCUCAUGCUUGGAACAUUCACUUAUAAUCAUUACUUGAAGAAGAUGAGACUAAGAAGAAUUCUGAUGUUGGCUCAUGUUGGUUAUUCUUUCAUGAGUCUUCUAAAUAUUGCUUUAGUGGCUCGAACAAAUGUUGUAUUUGGCAUAUCGGAUAAGAUCAUGGUGCUAUGUGGUUCUGCUUUUCAUGAUGCCAUCCAUCAAUUCAAGUUUAUGCCAUUCCUCAUAUUAUCUGGACGGCUAUGCCCGCCCGGUAUUGAAGGGACUUUAUUUGCCCUGUUCAUGUCAAUAAACAAUCUUGGGGCCACCAUCGGAUCAUUUAUGGGUGCUGGGUUGGCUUCAGUUCUAAACAUCUCUUCGGGUUCUUUUGACAACCUUCUUCUGGGCAUGGUGAUUCAAGUCCUCUGCACUUUCAUCCCAAUUGCUUUCCUAUUUUUGAUACCAAAGGAGGCUACAGGGAUAUCGACAUAAUUUAGUUAGCAAAUGAUAAAGUGAAACAGGAAUCACCAAGAAACUGAAGAUGAAACAGGUACACUUUUCUCUUUUUUUGACUCACAAGCUCUUUUCGACUCAGAUAGCAGUUGAAAAUAAUAUAUCAAACAAAAACAUCCAAGCUAGAAUUCCUGAGCUUUAAUACUUCUCCAUUUUGUGGUUGUCUUUGUAACAUAUUACAUCAUUUUUUUUAAGUAGAUGAAUUCAAAAUACAUAGGGUAUUGCUUAAUGGUGUGAUACUGAUAUUGAUUAAAAGCAAGGAUCACUUCACCAUAGUUAGAUUGUGUUCA
Vitis riparia (riverbank grape) is the source of this 2014-nucleotide messenger RNA. Its product is annotated as probable folate-biopterin transporter 4. The coding region runs from base 213 to 1703 and encodes 496 amino acids. The record is from RefSeq and is a predicted model, not a curated record. The transcript is spliced from 7 exons. Gene Ontology annotation, cellular component: membrane. Lineage: Eukaryota; Viridiplantae; Streptophyta; Magnoliopsida; Vitales; Vitaceae.